Molecule: messenger RNA, 468 nt
Organism: Penicillium samsonianum
Lineage: Eukaryota; Fungi; Ascomycota; Eurotiomycetes; Eurotiales; Aspergillaceae
Exons: 1
Coding region: 1-468 (155 amino acids)
Source: RefSeq, a predicted model, not a curated record
AUGCCAGAUGCUUACCGAAUCCUCGGACUGGACGAGGUGGGGACGAUCCGUCGCCUCCACAGCCGGCUUGUCCCAGGUGAGGCCCACGCUGCGCUCAUCUCGGUGGGAGACUACAUCAAAAAUUCCUAUGAGAGGACCAUAUUUCAAGAGUACCUGGUUUAUUUCCAAAGGCGCGGAUACACCCUGGGACCAUUCAGAAACGCAGCACAGCACAAACCGCCGAGUUCAGGAGCACACCUCCCGCCACUAUGGGGACUCCACAGGAAUCAUCAUGAAGGGAAACCUCUCAACCAAUGCGGAAUACUUAUUGGAGUGAGCUGUUCCGAUGACGCCGUCCUUGACGAUAUGGGUAACGCUGAGACGGAAGUUCCCAACAGCGCUAUACCACCUAUGGACGUUGUCUUCAGUGUCGAUCGACUUAUGCUUUAUCAUAGAGAUCUCAGCAAACCUCUUGGGACCUCCGUCUGA